Oncorhynchus gorbuscha (pink salmon) is the source of this 684-nucleotide messenger RNA. Its product is annotated as microtubule-associated protein 4-like. NCBI's taxonomy places the organism in Eukaryota, Metazoa, Chordata, Actinopteri, Salmoniformes, Salmonidae. The record is from RefSeq and is a predicted model, not a curated record. The transcript is spliced from 5 exons. The coding region runs from base 1 to 684 and encodes 227 amino acids.
AUGGCAGAAGUUAAAGUGAAUCGACUGAAUGGAGCCCCUAUAGACACCAGCCCAAUAGCCUCUCCAACAUCCAAGACCCCUCCCUCCCCCACCAGACCUGCAGAAAAUGGAGGGGUUUUUACCGAGACAGACACCAAGCCUGCUGCCAACUCAUCUACAUCCAAUGGCUUCAGUGGGUCAACAUCCAGCUUCACCAAGAGGCCUUCAGAGAGCUACAAGAGAAUUUGUACUGACAAACCACCAGAAACCUCCCUGACCACAGAUGUUACAUCUUUUGUGGCUAAAAGGGUGGUGAUCACAGACAAUGAUGACUCUGUCUUCACCGAGACUGCCUCUGUCCCCAAAGAACCAGCUGCACUAUCUGUGAAAGGCGUCCCUCCUGUUUGUGUGAAAGACGUCUCUCCUGUAUGUGUGAAAGAUGUCUCUCCUGUAUCUGUGAAAGACGUCUCUCCUGUAUCUGUGAAAGACGUCUCUCCUGUAUCUGUGAAAGAUGUCUCUCCUGUAUCUGUGAAAGACGUCUCUCCUGUAUCUGUGAAAGACGUCUCUCCUGUUUCUGUGAAAGACGUCUCUCCUGUUUCUGUGAAAGACGUCUCUCCUGUUUCUGUGAAAGACGUCUCUCCUGUAUCUGUGAAAGACGUCUCUCCUGUAUCUGUGAAAGACGUAUCGUCUCUCCUGUAUCUGUGA